AUGUGCUCUGAAACGGGCUCCAGGUACAUGGGCAUGAUGCUCUUGCCCUUGGCCACCACAGCCAUCAUUGCCAACCUCCUGCUGUACUUUCCCAAUGGGCAGGUACUGGAGCCUGCCAAGAUCACAGACUUGGUCUGGUUUUUCCAUGGCUUUCUUGGAGCUGGACUCUUGGUUAUGGUGCCAGCACUAAUGCUGUUGAGAGGAGGUGGGGAGGGCUGCUGUACUUACAGAUGUGGGAUGCUGUUCCCUGUACUUCUGACCAUACAGGGCACUCUAGGGGCUGUGUACUGUGUGGUCAUUUCUUCACUGGGUUUGCUCAGUGGCCCCUUGUGUGACACAGGCAGUGGAAACUACACCUACCCUUUCAGGAAUGACAGCCUGGAGGACAACUACUUAUUCAACCAGCCUACCUGGGAAACUUGCCAAGAGCCUGAACACAUCGUCCUGUGGAAUGUGGUCUUGUUCUCCAUCCUCCUAGGGAUCGGCAUUAUAGAAGCUGUGCUUUGCCUUAGCCAAGUUGUCAGUGGGCUCUGUGAUGUCUACUGUGGUACCUGCAUCCGGAAAGGACAGGUCAGUAUUUCCAGAACCUAUGAAUUUUCAGUUUUUAUGGGGCCAAUAUUCCAUGAAGUACACUUUGAGAAGCACUGCAUGACUCCAUGA
Molecule: messenger RNA, 660 nt
Organism: Phyllostomus hastatus (greater spear-nosed bat)
Lineage: Eukaryota; Metazoa; Chordata; Mammalia; Chiroptera; Phyllostomidae
Product: transmembrane 4 L6 family member 1-like
Exons: 5
Coding region: 1-660 (219 amino acids)
Cellular component (GO): membrane
Source: RefSeq, a predicted model, not a curated record